AUGCCUGCCUUUGGCAAGCUGAGCGCCGAGCUGAUCGAACUGAUCGCCCGUCUGCUGGAGCCAGCUGAUCUCUUCUCCUUCCGCCUUGUCUGUCGAGCCUUCUACGACACCACCUUCCCCUACUUCAGCCGCACGUGUCUGGCCACCGUCCGGACAGACCUGUCCCGCGAGAGUCUGCGAGAGCUCGAAGCCCUCGCCGCAAAUGAGCGUCUCCGCACGCAGGUCCGAACGCUGCUCUUCCACGGAAGGACGGAUAUCGGGCGCGGAUUCGUCUGGCAUCGACAUCCCUCCUCCGGCCAUCUAUUAUUAUCAGCCCUGCUGCAAGUCCCUGCCGUCCAGACGCUGCGAGAUCUCCUGCUGCACAAGCUGGUGAACUGCCGCUCCUUUCAUGUGUACAGCCACUAUUGGGAACACAUGCUGGACUUCGAGACCCUCUGGCCGACGGACGUGGUUACCGUUCUCUUUGCCAUCGUCAGCGACACAGGCUUGCCCAUCCAGUCGUUCCAUCUCGAGUAUCUCCGCCGAGGAACCGGGCCUGGCAAUCGUCGAGUGACGACGGAUCGGCUGUGCUUUGAGCAGAGUCGCACGCCCGAGUUCCGGGCAGCAUGGGCCCAUCUGCAAGCCCUCACGCUGGAGCAGUCAGUCUCGUUGGACAUCUUCGACUGGCUGAUGGAGCUGAUCCUGCAUGCUCCGCGGCUGCAGAAGCUGGGCCUGAAUCUAGACUACGUGGAUCUGUCGACGGACUUCAUCGACCGUCUGUCGUCCGCCGAGGCACUGCCUCGAUUGCAAGAGCUCCGACUGUAUGGGUUCCGCUUUACAGAGGCCACGAUCCUGCGCUUGAUCCUCCGACUCGGCGAGAGCCUCCGCAGUGUGUUGUUCCGGUUCGCCACCAUCUACUCAGGCGGAACCUGGGUUGCAGUCCUUCGCGCCUUGCGGUGCAACUGUCCCUUACUAGACAGCAUCUGGCUGUACAACCACGCCGAAUGGCCGCAGGAAGACCGACAGUGA
Messenger RNA from Rasamsonia emersonii CBS 393.64, 1008 nucleotides. RefSeq lists its product as uncharacterized. Gene Ontology annotation, molecular function: protein binding. The transcript is spliced from 2 exons. The record is from RefSeq and is a predicted model, not a curated record. The coding region runs from base 1 to 1008 and encodes 335 amino acids. NCBI's taxonomy places the organism in Eukaryota, Fungi, Ascomycota, Eurotiomycetes, Eurotiales, Trichocomaceae.